This is a messenger RNA of Chlamydomonas reinhardtii, 2465 nucleotides long. RefSeq lists its product as uncharacterized. The record is from RefSeq and is a predicted model, not a curated record. NCBI's taxonomy places the organism in Eukaryota, Viridiplantae, Chlorophyta, Chlorophyceae, Chlamydomonadales, Chlamydomonadaceae. The transcript is spliced from 5 exons. Bases 106 to 1509 code for a protein of 467 amino acids.
GACGUCACAUACCUUCAAAUCCUUCAGACGCCACACACUGUCCUACCAGCUCCUAGCAGCACCCUACACGCACGCACGAGCUCACGCGCUUAUUAACAAGCGAAAAUGGCCGCCGUCGCUCCCGCCCAAGCCCCCGCCGCCGCACCUCCCGCUCCUGGCCUCCAGCUGCUCGUGGAGGAGGUCAAGAUACUCGUCAAGCCCUUCAAGGCCGCCGUGCGUCUGUUCCCCCGCGCGGAGGCCAGCGCCAAGCGUCUCGCCACCCGCACGGCCAUUGACUGGGACGACGCGCAGCUGCUGCUGCAGUGCAUUUAUGACUACGUCCCGCACGCCGCGGAGGCCAGGAGCUUGGAUCCUGUCACCGUGCAGCAGCUCACGGAGCUUGGCGAUCGGCUCGAGAACACCGAGCUCGUCAUCGCCAACGCUCCGGGGAUAUCACUAACCGAGCAGGAGCAGGCCCACCGCGAGAAGCUCAAGAGGGCACGCAGCAGCAUCGAGGACGUGCUGGCGGACGCGUACAACGCCGGUGUGGACAACGACUGCCCCUUCAAGUCGUAUGACGACAUCAUGGAGGCAAUCAAGGUCGCCAUGCCCCGUGUCCAGGCUGCCGCCGCUGCACAGGCGGCCCGGCGGGCCCUCACCACCGCACAGGCUGCCGCGCGGGCCUCAACCGCCGCCUCCGCCUCCACCGCCGCCUCCGCCUCCACCGCCGCCUCCGCCGCCGCCGCCGCGGCGGCGGCAUCCUCAUCCUCCGCCGCCGCCGCCGCCAGCAGCACCUCCUCCGCGACCAGGCCCAGCGGCGGCUGCGGCGGAGCGCCGCACAAGGCCGCCCGGCCAAGCAUGCGCUGCGACGUCGGCGUGUACGACGCCACCAGCACCUCCACCGAGGAGGCAGCGCACUUCUGCGCUCAGACCAUGCCGCUGGCUUACGUGCUGGCAGUCAUCGCGGAGGGGGUGCUGGCGCUCCUGCCGCGUGCCAUGCUCAUGUCGGUGGAGGCCAUGAUGGGCGAGGACGGCGAGGAGCUGGACAGCAUGAUGGGCGAGAUGCGCCUCUCUGUGGCGAGGCACCAGACCCAGCCGGCCGCCGCCGCUGCAAUCGUCGAGGCCGCCGCCACGAAGGCUGCCCUCUUCCGCCGCCUGAAGACUGCUGGCGACGACACCGACGCCACGGGCGUGACCACCAGCAACGCGAGCUGCCUGGUGAAGGUGGUGGAGUCGCCCCAGACGGUCAGGGAGCGGGUGAAGCUCAAGGGCACCAACCCGGACCUCGUGCUGGCGCCCGACCAGUACGUCACACUGCGCGUCCUCAUCACGGAGCCACGUGAUGACAAGAACCGUGGCAAAUGCAUUACCGUCAAGCUGAAGAGCCUGGACGUGCUCGACCGCGCCUUCGAGGGCGGCAUCCGCGCGCGUUUCGGGAGCGCUUUCAACAUGGCGCGUGACCUGCAGGACGGCCGGCCCGGCUCCGUCACCAUUGCCAACGGCAAAAUCAACAUGCUCUCCGUCGACUGACCAGGUGGCCAAGCUCGUUGGACGCAAAGGAGCGUGGCUGGCGCUGGCUGCCGCAUGCUCGCCUGUUAGCGGGCAUGGCGCCUCCGUGAGAGUGCGUGUUGUGUUUCGAUGCUCUGGAGAUUAUGACUGGGAGAGCGCAGAGGGGAGAGCGCCACGGGCAGAGCGCAGUGGGUCCGUCGGGUGUUUGGGUGGGCUCUCACCGGUCGCUCCUGGUCCCACCUGCACACGCGACCUAGUACUAGCAGAAUAGCAAUGUUUGCACGCGCACGCCUUCUGGUCCCUUUAGAAACAGCUAGCGUUGGAGGCCAGCUGGUUUGGGCCGGAAGAAGUAAGGCAGCACUAUAUGCACAGCAGGGCCAUGCAUAUGGACGGAAGGUGUGGCAUCCUGAUUUGACAUGUCGAGCGCACGGACACGACAGUAUGCGGCCGGUGUUUACUAGGCUACCCGGGAGAGUGGAACUUGUAGGCAGCAGCAUGAGUAGUGCGGCCGUUCAUUUGUGCAGUAGUGUGGACUGGGUUUGUCCGGGAGAGCGGCACCGUAGCGUCAAGACUAUUGGCCCACGUUUCCCUUGUGUGAAUGCGGGCUGGGCGGACUGGCGGACACGCCGUAUGGCAUUGUGAGGCUGUAGCUGUGUAGGAUAGCGCGGCCGUUUGGCUUGGAACGCGAGUGCUUUUAUCGAAGAUGCUUUAAGGUAGCGAAAUACGCAUGACGCCAGCGUCGGAGCUAGCAGGCAAGGAGAGAAACCGGUCAGUAGCGCAUGCGAGUCCACAUAGGUACACACGUUACCUCCCAAACUGCCGAUGGACGCUGCGGCUGAUAUAAGUCGCCGCUGGCAGACUGUGUGGAGGCAUUCGGCUGCGCUGGCUAGGCUAACGGGGUCUGGCAGGCGGGGUGCCGGAAUGCUUGUUGUUGGCCGCGGGGUCUGACAGGAGCCGCAGUGUAACGCAACACGGCA